This is a messenger RNA of Pelobates fuscus (common spadefoot toad), 2241 nucleotides long. It is a transcript of the gene DDX4, whose product is annotated as DEAD-box helicase 4. The record is from RefSeq and is a predicted model, not a curated record. Gene Ontology annotation, biological process: cell differentiation; gamete generation. The coding region runs from base 59 to 2188 and encodes 709 amino acids. The transcript is spliced from 25 exons. Gene Ontology annotation, cellular component: P granule; nucleus. Gene Ontology annotation, molecular function: ATP binding; RNA helicase activity; RNA binding. NCBI's taxonomy places the organism in Eukaryota, Metazoa, Chordata, Amphibia, Anura, Pelobatidae.
AUAACCUGGGAAUACCCGGCUUGGUCUGUAGCGGUGUCUCAUACACUGGAAGCUAACCAUGCCUGGAUCUGAUUGGGACAGUGAUGGCGAAGAAAACCAUAGUUCUACCAGUGCCGUGAAUUUCAGCAACUCGCAAUCCGAUUCUGUAUACGAUGACAGGUGUAAAAAUGCAAGCAAUGCGUUCACCAGUCAAGGUUUUGGAUCUGAGAGAGGUUUUGGCAACCGAAGAGGCUAUAGAUCUGGACGAGGUGGCGGAUCCAACCAGUUCGGUCGCGGUUUAAAUGCAAAUGAAGAUGGACAGAUGCGUAGUGGGCCUCGAAGAGGAGGUUUUGGAAGCAGGGAUGAUGGACGGCAGCGCUCAGGAUUUUCAGAUAGACAAGGGACCAAUGGAAAUGAAGGCCAGAUGUCUAAUUGGGAGCCAGGGAAUAACCAUGCUAAUGGGAAAGAUGUUCAAACAACAAGUUGGAUCCCAAAACAGGGGGGCAAUGAUGAAGAUAUUCAGAAUAGUAAUUGGGCUCCUAGAGGAGCAUUUGGUAGACGUGAAGAGGGACAGAGACAAAGAGGUGGCUUUAACAAUGAGAACUCUGAUUUUAGCACACGUGGACGAAGAGGUAGAGGUUUUCCUUCUGGUGACUUUGCAAGGAGUGGAUUUGAAGGAAAAGGUGGAUAUAGAGCAAGCAAUGAAGAAGUUGGUAUUGAAUCGAGUGAAGGACACGAGUUGAGAAAUGCGAAUGGAGACCAAGGUCCAAAGGUUACCUAUAUUCCUCCUCCUCCACCUGAAACUGAAGAGGCUAUAUUCAAGCAUUAUCAAACUGGAAUAAACUUUGACAAAUAUGAUGAUAUAAUUGUUGAUGUAUCUGGAGUUGAUGCUCCUCCAGCUAUAAUGACAUUUGAAGAAGCUAAUCUUUGUGACACUCUAAACAAGAAUAUUUCUAGAGCUGGAUAUGUGAAACUAACUCCAAUUCAGAAAUACAGUAUUCCCAUCAUAAUGGCUGGGCGUGAUUUAAUGGCAUGUGCACAAACUGGUUCUGGAAAAACUGCGGCAUUUCUCUUGCCAAUCUUGGCUUAUAUGAUGAAUGAGGGGAUUACAUCUAGCUCAUUUAAGGAACUUCAGGAACCUGAGGCAAUCAUUGUUGCUCCAACAAGGGAAUUGAUUAAUCAGAUCUAUCUAGAUGCCCGAAAAUUUGCUUAUGGAACCUGCGUAAGGCCUGUUGUAAUAUAUGGAGGAACGCAAACUGGUCAUUCAAUAAGGCAAAUAUUUCAAGGUUGCAACAUUCUCUGUGCCACACCUGGACGGCUAAUGGAUAUAAUUGGCAAAGAGAAGAUUGGCUUGAGUAAAGUGAAAUUCCUAGUUUUGGAUGAAGCAGAUCGAAUGCUUGACAUGGGAUUUGGCCCAGAGAUUACAAAGCUGGUAACCAGUCCAAAUAUGCCAAGCAAAGAGGAGCGACAGACCUUGAUGUUUAGUGCCACAUUCCCAAAAGAAAUACAGAACCUGGCUUCAGCUCACUUGAAACCAAAUUAUUUAUUUGUUGUGGUUGGCCAAGUUGGUGGUGCCUGCAGUGAUGUUGAACAAUCGAUCAUGGAAGUUACACAGUUCCAAAAAAGAGAGAAGUUGCUUGAGAUCUUAAACAAUAUAGGUAAUGAACGGACAAUGUUGUUCGUUAAAACCAAGAAGAGUGCAGAUUUUAUAGCUUCAUUUUUAUGUCAACAAAAUAUAACCACAACGAGCAUCCAUGGUGAUAGAGAACAAAGGGAGAGAGAGAUUGCACUCUUUGAUUUUCGAAGUGGGAAGUGUUCAGUACUUGCUGCCACUUCAGUUGCUGCCAGAGGCUUAGAUAUUGAAAAUGUUCAACAUGUGAUCAACUUUGAUCUUCCAAAGGAUAUUGAUGAGUAUGUUCAUAGAAUUGGACGUACAGGUCGCUGUGGUAACACUGGAAAAGCAAUUUCAUUUUUUGAUCCAGCAAACCAAGAAGAUGUGGCCGUUGCUCGUUCAUUAGUGAAAGUGUUAACUGAUGCCCAUCAGGAGGUCCCACCAUUUUUGGAAGAAAUUGCCUACAAUGCACAUGGAACAUCUGGCUACAAUCCACAUGGAAAUGUAUUUGCAUCAGUUGAUAACAGAAAGAAGACUGUGCAAGAGUCCAUUCAGAGUACUGCAUUUGUGGCAGAUGAGGAGGAAAAUUGGGGAUAAAGAUGCAUCCAACAAAACACUUAAGAUUUAUUUUCAGAAAAUUACUACAAAUA